This is a messenger RNA of Raphanus sativus (radish), 1463 nucleotides long. RefSeq lists its product as uncharacterized. The transcript has 6 exons. The record is from RefSeq and is a predicted model, not a curated record. NCBI's taxonomy places the organism in Eukaryota, Viridiplantae, Streptophyta, Magnoliopsida, Brassicales, Brassicaceae. Bases 177 to 1259 code for a protein of 360 amino acids.
UUAAUUUUGUCUAAAUCCAAAAAUCUUUCUUUCUCCUCAUUUGCUUCAAUCGUGUUUAAAACUCCUGAAAGAAAAAAUUCUCUCAAUUUUUUAAAUCCCUUCGUACGACCAGUGGGACGAGUGUUGCUUGCAUCGUCUGUUCUGUGGUGUGUGUGAGUGAAGAAGAAGAAGAAGAGAUGUUGGGAGCUGGUGGGUUUCAGUUGACUAAGCUGCAUAAUAAAGCUCAGAGCGUCGUCAGAUCGAUUCACAGUCAAGAACGCGGGUCUGCAUUGGAGGAGUCGACAAUAACAAGUAAUGUAGAACGGUUUUUGGAGUCAGUCACACCAUCUGUGCCUGCUCACCACCACUAUCUCUCCAACAAGCUUAAUGGAAGUGAAAAGAGAGGCAGUGAUGUGGUUGAGUUGUUGCAGCCUCCUCCUCCUUACUUUGUUCUUGGAGAUGUAUGGGGAUCGUUUGCAGAGUGGAGUGCUUACGGCACUGGAGUUCCUCUCUCUUUGAAUAACAACAACUACAAGGAUCGUGUCAUCCAAUACUACGUUCCUUCUCUCUCCGCCAUCCAAAUCUACGCUCCUCCUUCUCAUACCUUUAGCUCUUCUCUUCAACCAAGGCGGGUAGGUGAGGAGAGCGACAGCAGCGAUUUCAAGGAUUCUAGCAGCGAAGGAAGCAGCAGCAGCGAAUCAGAAAGAGAUCCAAAAGAGCAGAUGAUCUCUACAGCUAGUAUGGACCAAAAGGAGCAUCCGGAAGACUCGUCCUCCAGUGAUGAUGAUGGCGACGAGCCUUUAAGAAGCUCUCAAGGCCGUUUGAUAUUUGAGUAUCUUGAACGUGAUCUUCCUUACAUCCGUGAACCCUUUGCCGACAAGAUGUCUGACCUGGCCUCUAGAUUUCCCCAGCUGAAGACGCUGAGAAGCUGUGAUUUACUACCCUCAAGCUGGUUUUCUGUGGCAUGGUACCCUAUUUACAAAAUACCCACAGGACCAACGGUCAAGGAUCUGGAUGCUUGUUUCUUGACGUAUCAUUCCCUUUACACACCCGUUCAAGGUGUAGGCGUUACAACACAGUCUAUGUGUGAGGAGGUGCAGCCAAGGGAGAAGACAACGCUGCCUAUCUUUGGCCUUGCCUCAUACAAGUUGAGAGGUUCUGUAUGGACAAGCAUCAAGGACUCUGGGAACCAACUAGUGAACUCCCUUUUCCAAGCCGCAGAGAAUUGGCUGAGGUUGCAUCAAGUCAGCCAUCCUGAUUUCAUCUUCUUCAGCCGAUGAUGAUGAUAGGAUUAUUAUGACGAGAAAAGAUGUAGGAACUCAUAUAUACAUUACAUAUAUACGGAACUUACUUCAUGUAUUGGGUUUGAUCAUUCGAACUUUAUUGUGAAGCCUGCUCAAGUGGUGAUGUAUACAGAAAACUAAUUUUCUUUUUUAUUAUGUAAAACAUGUUUUUUUUUUUGCAAUAAAAAAGAAGCUAAUAGA